AUGAAACCGUUACUUAUUCUAUGUGUUCUUUUCGGUAGCACUUUUUGUGCGCCAAUUUGUGAAAUCGAGCUUGAUCAAUCAUGGGAAUUGUUCAAGCAAGUCUACGGAAAUGAAUAUGCCUCGAUUGAAGAAGAAACGACUCGGCGAAUCAUCUGGGAAACAAACCUUGAUAUGAUUGACCAACAUAAUCUGAAAGCUGGUAUAGGUGUCUACUCGUAUACUUUGAAAAUGAAUCAGUUCGGUGACAUGACAAAUGAAGAAUUCAAUGAGAAAAUGAACGGAUUCAAAAUAAAAAAUACUGAUUCGAGCAAAUUUGAUCGUCAUACACAUAUGGUCCCACAAAAUUUUGGUCCUACAGAUUAUGUUGGUCAUUUUCUCUUAAAUGAAACAUGUCUCAACCAAGGACAAUGUGGUUCCUGCUGGGCAUUUUCGGCCACUGGUGCUCUUGAAGGUCAACAUUUUCGUAAAACCAAGAGUCUCAUCUCACUUUCAGAGCAAAAUUUGAUCGACUGCUCGAGUAUGUUUGGUAACAUGGGUUGUGAAGGUGGCCUCAUGGACUCAGCCUUUCAAUAUAUCAAGGUUAACAAGGGUAUUGACACCGAGUCAAGCUACUCGUACGAAGCUCAUGAUGGCAAAUGCCGUUUCACAAGAGAAAAUGUUGGUGCCAUUGACACUGGUUUUGUUGAUACCAUAUCACACAACGAAACCGAUCUUGAAGUUGCUAUAGCAACUAUUGGUCCCAUAUCAGUUGCUGUCGAUGCCUCACAUAGCUCCUUUCAAUUUUACUCCUCAGGUAUAUACGAUGAACCUGAUUGCUCAGAUACUAAACUUAAUCAUGGAAUGUUAGCUGUUGGCUAUAACGAUACCACUCAGUAUCAUGAAUAUUACAUCGUCAAGAAUUCUUGGGGAACUUCAUGGGGAAUGCAAGGCUACAUCUGGAUGCGCCGCAAUUAUUACAAUCAAUGUGGUAUUGCUACAAUGGCAAGUUAUCCUCUUGUCUAA
Messenger RNA from Rotaria sp. Silwood2, 1002 nucleotides. The record is from the annotation of a GenBank genome assembly. NCBI's taxonomy places the organism in Eukaryota, Metazoa, Rotifera, Eurotatoria, Philodinida, Philodinidae.